Acytostelium subglobosum LB1 is the source of this 1482-nucleotide messenger RNA. RefSeq lists its product as hypothetical. The coding region runs from base 1 to 1482 and encodes 493 amino acids. The transcript has a single exon. Gene Ontology annotation, molecular function: nucleic acid binding. Gene Ontology annotation, biological process: DNA integration. The record is from RefSeq and is a predicted model, not a curated record. NCBI's taxonomy places the organism in Eukaryota, Evosea, Eumycetozoa, Acytosteliales, Acytosteliaceae.
AUGGAGCGCGUCCGAUCAAACAAAUCGAUUGAUGUGGAUGAUGACAUCCCCAUGCCAGAUGAACCUGUACUCGCCAAACAUAUCGCAUCUGUCGAUAAUGUGACCAACACAGCAACUGUUGCUGCUGCCACCGCUUCCGCUCGCAGUAUAGAGGAAUUGUCCGAACUGAAUAUGCUCCACGCCUUUGAUGAUGAUACCAUCAUUCCACUGAUACUAGCUGGCUACGAGAUAGAGGACAAGUUAGUCAACGAGAAAACGUUGCACCGUGAUCAGACACCUUACACCGUCGAUACCAGAGGCUUGCGCCUGACGAGUGAGAACAAGCUGAUUGUUCCACGUGUGAAGAAGGUCAUUCGCAAAGUGAUAUCCAUCCACCAUGAUCACUGGCUAGGAGGACACUUUGAUCACAAGAGAACGAGCGAGAAGAUUAAACGUAGAUACUACUGGCUGACGAUGAACGCUGACAUCCUCAACUACGUACAGUCAUGUGUCAUUUGCAAGCUGUGCAGUGACCAUCCACCGAGGACGAUGGGCUUGCUGGAGCCCCUAACCAUUCCACAAUAUGUGUUUGAAUCAAUCACCAUGGAUAUAAUUCCAAAGCUGUCCACUCAUACUACUAAAACUGGUGUAGAGUAUGACGGAAUACUGUUGGUGUCCGAUCGAUUCUCCAAAUUCACAUGGUUGAAGCCAUUGAUCAAGGGUGCGAAGAGCAUGGACAUCAUUGAUCUGUUACAAGAGAUGUUCUGCACUUUUCCACGACCAAGUGAGAUCGUAACUGAUAACGAUCCAUUGUUCACAGCUCAUGUCUUCGUUGAAUACAUGAAGGCUAAGAAGGUCGAGAUACACAUGAGUCUACCGUAUCGCCACAACCCUAAUGGCCACUCUGAGAUCAGAGUACGACUGGUAAAGAACGUCCUGCGCAAGAUGUUGUUGCAACGUGAGUUGUUAGCAAGGUACUUGCAUGAUGAUCCAACUGGGAUCCUGGAGGAGAUUGACCUCGACGAUAGCAUGACCGACAUACGUAAGAACUGGUUCGUGUGUUUGCCACUGAUCCAAUAUGCCAUCAAUAACACACUGUCAACGUCUACUGGUAUGACGCCUUACCGUAUCAUGUUUAACAGAGAUGCCGAACCACUGACUGUUUCAACUUCGGAUACAACACCGAAAACUGUAUCUGUACAUUUGAAUGAAUGGAACAAAACAAUGAAGAUUGUGCGUGAUCACCUUCUGUUGGCAAGUAAAAACAUGAAGAAGUAUUAUGACUCAAGGAAGAGGCCGACGAACAUUCACCCUGGUGAUUAUGUGUUCCGUCGUUUGCACGACCACGAACGUUCAAAGAAGUUGGACGCGGUCUACACUGGCCCAUAUUUGGUUGUUAGAGUAAACAACAACAACAUCACCUUCCUUGAUGACACUGUCGAUCCAGCGAUCGAGAAGACUGUACAUGCUGCUCUACUCAAAAGGCUGUUCCAAGAUCACUGA